AUGGCGCCGCGGAAGGGGACACGCAGGGCAUGCGACCCCUGCUCGAUCAGAAAGGUCCGAUGCGACGGUGGCCAACCCUGCUCACGAUGCGAGGCCGCCAGUUGGGACUGCACCUAUCUUAAGACGCACGGCAAGUCGGGCCCAAAAGGGCCUCGGCGAACAACUGAGGCUGCCAUCAGGAAAUUGCAAGAGCGCAGCAGAAGCAGCCUCGACCCAGGACCUAGGAGCGAAAGCGACACGAGUCUAGACGAUGCGAGUCCAAGCACUACUGACUUCCCUCUCCUGGAUCCACUGCCUCCUACCAGCGAUCCGCCGUUGGACGGCCUAGGAUGGCCGGAUAUCGUCAGUCCGACCUUCGCGGGCGCACCUCAGCAGCCUCAGCGAAUAUCCACGUCCUCCAUCUCGCAGUAUCUAGAAGUCUACCAGGCUCGCGGUUAUCCGAUAUGGCCAGUUGUGGAUACAGAAAUCCUGAUCGCCCGCCUCCUAACCCAUCCGGAUGACUUGGAAGCUUACGGCCUCGCUACAGCUAUUUGCGCAGCUACGAUAAGCCAGUUCCGAAUCGAUGCAGAGCUAGGAAGCCCCGGGGACGGACACUUUCGGGUUGCAAGCGGUGUAUUUGAAGCCGAAGCGAAGAGAGCACGCAACGAGUCAGAUCACCGAGAGAAUGUGACGCUCUGGUCUCUCCUGUCCACCUUCUUCUUGCACGUAUAUUCUGCAAACAUUGGUCGUAUGGCUGCAUCGACCGUCUUCCUUGGAGAAGCGAUCACGAAAGCGCACAUCAUCGGACUACAUAACCCUUCCUACUAUCAGCCCAUGCACAUCGAACAACAGCAGCAUAAUUUAAGGAUAUAUUGGCUUUUGUUCAUUACUGAGAGAGCCCAUUCGAUCCAACACGAUGUGCCCACCAUGCUGAAGCGAACGCCGGAGCUCCCAUCGCUAGACAAUCUAAACGAUGGCUCCAUCACGCCCGCAUUCAUCCAGCUUUGCCACCUCUUCAAUAUUCUAGAUGUAACGAUGACCGCCGACCCAGCUACUGCCCGCAAUGCGCUAGCCUUUGCUCACCAGCAGCUCGCAGAUGAUGAAUCUUCACGCAGCUUGCAGAACGAGUUGCAACGUGCCGAUAUCUCCAUGACACAGCAAUGGAUGCGCAUCUUCCUCUGGCAGCAUGCCCUGAGCGUAACCAGCCUACGCUCCACGGACGAGAACGACGAAUUUUCUUUCUCGUUCCCCGCGAAGGUUGCGCAGAUGGUUCUCACUCAUGUGAGCAGCUUGAAGAAAGCGAGCUUAGAAGCGCACGGUCCUGGAAUGGAGUCGAAGUUAUUUGAUAUCGCGAACUCGCUGGCGGACGUCAUGAUCUUCGUACCGUCGCUCAACCAAGAUGCCGGGUUCGGCAUCGGACCAAGAGACCUGAUUCAUUCGCUUUCUUCUCUGCUCGCAUCCUUUAGGGGAGGCAAUUCCGCAGUAAUAAAUAUCCUGCAGGACAAGUUGACAACGUUGGGCAUCUCAAACGUCUCACCUCAGAAGCUAAUCGAUAUAUCCUCGGAAGACGAGCUCGAUGAACGGAAGGACGGCACACGACGCUCCGGAACAUGGAGCGACAACGGGGCCUACACGCUACCAGCGCCCAUAAUUCCAGCUUUCCCAGCGGCGUUGGAUGCGUUGUAA
Trematosphaeria pertusa is the source of this 1665-nucleotide messenger RNA. RefSeq lists its product as uncharacterized. The record is from RefSeq and is a predicted model, not a curated record. Gene Ontology annotation, molecular function: zinc ion binding; DNA-binding transcription factor activity, RNA polymerase II-specific; DNA binding. Lineage: Eukaryota; Fungi; Ascomycota; Dothideomycetes; Pleosporales; Trematosphaeriaceae. Bases 1 to 1665 code for a protein of 554 amino acids. The transcript has 3 exons. Gene Ontology annotation, biological process: DNA-templated transcription; regulation of DNA-templated transcription.